AUGGACGCCUUUGCGAGAUUACAGUUGAUGAGACGUUUUAUUGAACAACACCCUUCUAUGGAAAGUAUCAUGGACUAUGGUCGUAUGGCCCAAAUGACUCAAGAUGAAGUGUUGAAAUAUUUAGAUAUAUUUGGAAAUGAGCAAUGGAAAGCCUUGAAGAAAAAGCACGGUAUAAAUACGUCUUUUGGCCUGAGUGACUCCAGCGACUCCUCAGACUGGGACGACAGUGAUUCUGAGACAAGGAGCAGAUCACUCUUACAGGAAAACACAUCUGAAAACAAACCAACAGAUGGUGGCACUUCCCAAAAGUCAGACACAUCCCAUGAAGAAGAGGGUCUGGAUUCGAGAAGCUCGUUUGUGAGUGAAGCUGCAGAGGCCGGUCUGGCAGAGGCUGGAGUGGAGGUUCACUGCUCCACCAUCACUCGACUCUUGAACAAACACGGACUUCAGGUCAAACAGAAGAAAAGCUCUGCUGCAGCUUCACAAACACUCACCUCCAUCAUUUCAAAUGAACCAUCAGGAAAUGAUCCAGGCCUUUCUGCUUCGGAUCGACCCGCCUGA
Molecule: messenger RNA, 561 nt
Organism: Knipowitschia caucasica
Lineage: Eukaryota; Metazoa; Chordata; Actinopteri; Gobiiformes; Gobiidae
Source: the annotation of a GenBank genome assembly